Messenger RNA from Lymnaea stagnalis (great pond snail), 6210 nucleotides. The record is from the annotation of a GenBank genome assembly. NCBI's taxonomy places the organism in Eukaryota, Metazoa, Mollusca, Gastropoda, Lymnaeidae.
ACACACCAGCUGUCCCGGCUACGCGCUACACCGCCUUGAGAGUUGAUCAUUUGGGGGAUUUCCGAGAAAAACUGGAAUACACCACAGUCAUGUGAUAAGGCCGCCAUAUUGGACGUCUGGUUUUCAACGCCACACCACCAACACUGGUACUGGUGAUUAGAGCUUAGUGGUUGCGUCGCUGCCGCCAGUUGUGCUUGUGUUGUGUUCACCUGAACUUUAGGUCAGUAAACACAUUAUAUAUGUUAUUGAGUUCACGUUGUGUUUUAUGUAGGUUAGUGGUUUAGUUCAGAAGUUAGAUCCCUGUUAAACUGUAUAUUUCGGGUACCUAGCAUGGCAGGCCCUGAUUAGAUAGUCGUGUAAUAGGUAAAUUCCAAGGCAGUUUCCCCCUUUUAAAAAAUUAUUAGUCAGAGACGGGGUGACCUUUGUACACCGAGCCAACUCUGAAAAGUAUACAACUAUAUGUUUUGUUUGUGCGUAUACGUCUUUAUGUGUAUGUUUGCAUGUGUAUGUUCUGUAUGUUUGUAUGUGUGUCUGUCUAUGUACGCGUAAGCUUGUACGUGUAUGUUUGUAUGUGAACAAGUCGAUAACUAAAGUGGCGAAUUUUUUUUUUUAGCUUCUAUGUGUUGCGGGUUACGUGUAAACAAGCUAACUGCGUGGGCAGCUUUUAAACAACAACAGCAACAGUCUAAACAACAACAACAGCAACAGUCUAAACAACAACAACAACAACAGCAACAGUCUAAACAACAACAACAACAACAGCAACAGUCUAAACAACAACAACAGCAACAGUCUAAACAACAACAACAGCAACAGUCUAAACAACAACAACAGCAACAGUCUAAACAACAGUAACAGUCUAAACAACAACAACAGCAACAGUCUAAACAACAGCAACAGUCUAAACAACAACAACAGCAACAGUCUAAACAACAACAACAGCAACAGUCUAAACAACAACAACAGCAACAGUCUAAACAACAACAACAGCAACAGUCUAAACAACAGCAACAGUCUAAACAACAACAACAACAACAAAAACCAGGCUUAACAACGCUAUAUAGUAAACAUGCACCUCUCUGUGUGUGCUAGGUCAGACCUGUGUCCUACUGAUAUCAAUUCUUCUUAUCACCUGAGCCAUUUAAUCUGCGUCUGCCGCCUCACUGUUCCUAUCACUCUAUCUCUCACUCCUGUAUACCUCUUUUUUUUUUCUCCAUCGCCAUCGCUUACAAGUUAUACGCUAUUUGAGCCUGUAUCCCCCUACACGUCUCCCUACAUCUCUCCCGACAUGUCUUCCUAUAUGUCUCCCUGCAUGUAUCCCUACAUGUCUCCCUACAUGUCUCGCUAUUGUCUCCCUACAUGUCUCUCUACAUGUCUCCCUACAUGUCUCCCUACAUGUCUCCCUACAUGUCUCCUUACAUGUCUCCCUACAUGUCUCCCUACAUGUCUCCCUACAUGUCUCCCUACACGUCUCCCUACACGUCUCCUUAACUCACGUUAUUUUAUAAAGAUAUCGUCAAAGUUGUUAAUUAUAACAUCCCAGCGUGUUAUCAUUUGUGUGUGCUUCCAGUUGUAUCUGGUGUCCAAUAUCGACUUAGACGUUAUUCCUUAACCCAAAAAGCCGUGCUUGACACCGCCCUCCCUCAAAUCAACCUUUGUGAGUGCUACCAUUUCAGCUCUGUGGCGAAUCAAGUUUAUUUUCUGUAUUUUUGAAAGUUUGUAAAACAUAACUUCCUAGACAUUUCCCAGUAAGAAACACACAGAAUGUCAAUAUAUAUAUACACAUACAUUUUGUUGUUAAGUAAUAGUUGAAUAUAAAGAGUUAUUUAAAAAAAAACAAUGUAUGGGCAUACAUUUUAACUAUCAUUCAAAUUCUAAUUUAUAUUAUAAUUAAAUUUCUAUAGUGACUGUAAGUUUUCCAAAAAUUUAAGCCUUCAUUGUUCAGGAAAAGUUUGAAUAUCUCACAAAUCCCCCCAAAAUAAAAAGAAGAUUUUGAAAAUAAUGUUCAUCUUCAUAUAAAGGCCUUCAACAGGUCUAAAACUGACAAUGCCGGUUCCAUGUUGCUUGUCUAUUGUGCAAUGCUGAUGCAUGUUGCUGGUCUAUUCACGUCAUGCUGAUACAAACCCAGUGGUGCCAACAACGUCUCACCCGUGACAUGACAACAGUGAAACCCGCCUAGCACCCCUCUCUAAAAAAAAAAAUGUAAAAAAAAUUCAUACAUUUGACGCCCUGAGAGGUAGAGAAUUUUGGCGCCCUAACUAAACCAAAUUUAGAAUUAGAGAAAGAUGAUUUUAGUCUAAAACUUUUGUUGACUCAGCUUUAGGGGUCCUCUACUGAAUAGCCAAUCAGUCGAUUUUGUGAUGGAAAAUGCAGGCGAUACCCUCACCACCAUCACCCUUAUCUUUAUUGACGCACGAGCUUAUUUUGAUUUGAUGGUAACCCCCCCACGGCUCACUUUCCCCACGCCUCACUUUUCCCACGCCUCACUUUCCCCACGCCUCACUUUCCCCACGCCUCACUUUCCCCACGCCUCACUUUCCCCACACCUCACUUUCCCCAAGCCUCACUUUCCCCACUCCUCACUUUCCCCAUGCCUCACUUUCCCCAAGCCUCACUUUCCCCACGCCUCACUUUCCCCACGCCUCACUUUCCCCACGCCUCACUAUUUCCACGUCUCACUGUCACCACGCCUUCCUUAUCUUCCUUAACGUCAGCCAUGCGUAUCACCUCCUGCAAUGAUAUCAUCGCUUGAGUGAGCAUCCUUUUCACCGGUGUGGAUCACCUACAAGUGGUUAAUGCAUGGCGUCUUAUUUUUUUUCAAUCUUGUUUGGUGUAAUUUCAUACCUCAGUUUAGCACACACGCGUAGCAACGCUUCCAUUCCCGUGAAAAUUCAUUCUUAUCACGAGUGAAUAUUUUUCGUCUUGGCCCAGUGAAGGCAGUACGUAGAGCUAAACAUUGUGAGACCGGUUUAAUUUUUCGUGAAAAUUUAGGAUAACCUUGACAAGGUCGUGUACAGUAAGGAAUCUUGACCAUCCUUGAGCUACGGAUCUAUAAAAGGUUGGUAAAAAUGUUGGGUGGGGGGGGGGGGGGUGGGGGGGGGGGGGGGGGGGUUAGGUGAAAUAAUGACGAGUCUGGGGUAUCUCUAAUUAAUGCUGCGCACUGGAUAAAUGUGUGUAUUGUGCGCUGUGGGUUUUUUUUGAGCGAUUUAUUAGUUAAUGAACGCCUUCCCGCGUUUUACAACGUGGCGUAUUUUUUUAUGCUCAUUAUGACGUAUUGUCUCGUCUGUUUUGUGACGUACGCGUUGGUUGGUGAGCAAGUCGUGGAAAGGACUUCGUAGGAGAUAGUUGUGUGUUAUUCUCUCUGAUAGCGAGCUGCGUUAUAGAUGUGUUGAUGAAAUGUACAGUCUGUGGUUAUGUUGAUAGAUUAACGUUGCAUUAGUUGUGGAGAAGGAUGAGUCUUCAUUCAGCGUUACUGUGAGCAAUGUGUAAAAGAACAUGAUCAAUUAAACCCAUCACAUUAUACCUUGGGAGUUUGACAGACAGGUCAAAUAACAAAAAGACGUUUCGAGUGUUGCCGGAUAAACGGGCCCCCCAUCUUACGGGUAGGGGCGACACAGUCAACGAUGAUAUAGUGGUGAUCAAACUCAUGUGUGGAGUUUCAAAAUCACCCCAAACCCCUUGUUUUAGAAGAAAAAAAAACAGAAACAAAAAAAUCUGGGAUUUAAAGAAAUGAAAAUGUAAAGAGGUCUUUUGUGACAAGGAGCAACCCUGUCAAAAUAAUUGAGGUCACUGCACGUUUCUCUCAUUUUAUUUUGAGAGGUUGUGGUAUUCAGGCUAACAGUUGUUUAGUAUAUAUAUAAAAUAUUCUCUGUCCUUCUGAGCUGAAACACUGGUUCAUUUUCGGGAUGAUCUGCUUAACAAAAGUUCGCAUUUUUAUGUUUACCGUGCGCUUCUCAUUAUUAAUUGUUCGUCUGCUCCUAUUGGUUCAGUGAUCUGUUGUAGAAUCCACACUUUGGCUGGCGUCCAGGUCUGUGUCUGUUUUCUCGUCUUUUGAGUUAGCCUAUUUCAUUAACUUCAAAACAGUUGAAGAGUUUGUUUAGAAUUUAAAACUUUUUUCCUUCGCACAAAUGAUAGACUUCGUUUUUUUUUAAAUAUCCUCAAUUAUUACGAAAGCCCAACAUGAUGACGUAAUUAUUCCACGUGAUUAUAGUAUAUGAAAUUAUGUACAAUAUUUUCUGUUACCUACAAAUUGUUUUGGAACAAAGUAUUAUGGUACAGUGGUGUGUUUGACGCAUUUCGUAUGGCUGACUAAUUCGAUUAGUAUCACAAGAAUAAUGCUCAGUUCACGCGAUCAAACUUUCGCUCAUACAUUUGAUGCGAUUUUUUGUAUGAAGCCUUGUCACAACUUUCAAAUGACUAUUUGAUCAAAGUCUCAUGUUUAAAAAAAAAAAAAAUUGACGGAAAUUUGAUCGUGUGACCUGAGCAUUAACGUCUGAUCCAGUUCGACUGAGUAAAUGAUAUAUUUUGAUUGCACAAAGAAGCCAUAGUUUCAUAAAAGGAUGAAAGGUACAGAGAUCUAUGAACAAGGGAGUAUAGACAGUAGCUUGGUGGUGGGGUGGUGACGGUCCUCCCCAGGUGGCACAAUAUCUACGUAAACCGCUUAUUUUAUUUUGUAAAAAAAAUAUGACACAUUAUUCCGCUUCAAAAUUGUCUACAAAGUGUUUAAGUGUUUAGACAGUAAACAUUUCGGUAUUUAAUUGUGUUCAGUCUUUUGACUAAACCUUUUUCUGGUUGAGACUCAAAACUUAAUGUAGCAUUAUUUUUUUUUUCAAAUGUUAAUAAUUUCUCUCUUAUUUUUUUUUCUUCCAGAAAGUAUUAUUAACAAUGGUUCCUGAAUCGGGAAAUCUGCUUCUUGCAGGUAGAACCGGGAAUGGGAAAAGUUCUACAGGAAACUCAAUUCUUGGGGAUGAAAUAUUCACAGCUGUUAGCUCCGGUGGGGCAGAAGAGAAUAACUCCCCACAAAAAAAUUCAAAUGGUAUUUUCACCGUUGUGGACGGAACUGGUAUCGGCGACACAGGGGACGAUUCCAUAGGUGGCACCACAGCUGCACUUGCGUCCACGAAUUUGGCUUUCAAGCUUUGCGAUUGCGUCAUCACUGCUCUGAUCUUCGUCUUGAAAUUCGGCGUGCGGUUCACCAAGCAGGAGAAGGACGCGGUGCAAAGGAUAAAGUCUCUGCUCGGUGAGAACAUCUUUAAAACCCAUGGCGUCAUUGUGAUGACGUAUGGUGACAAUUUUAACCGCAGUGGGGACAGCCUGUCGUUCGAUUCGUGGUGCAAACAACAGUCCGGCGACUUCAAAGACCUCCUGAUAGAAUGUAACUUUCGAUGUGUUCUGUUUAAUAAUAGAUCAAAAGACAGAACGGUACAAGAGGAGCAGCGCAGACAUCUUUUACCGUGCAUCGGUCAGCUACGCACGCCGUACACAUUGGAAGAUUACCAAAAAGCUUCAGUCCGUCGUGAGGAAAUUGACGCAAAACUGAAAGCAUUCAAACAAAGGUCAAGGCAGAUUGAUGAUAAUCUUACAAACCGGAGCUAUACAAGUGAAAGGGAAUACAUAGGUGCACUUAAUGACCUGCGGGCUCACCUGCACUAUUUAGAAGUGCUGGACAACUACACAGGCCUCAUGCAAGAUUCCAUUGACUCGGUCAAGAAUUUAAUCGCCAUUUUAGAAAAUGAAUUACUAGCAAUGGUGGCAAAUAGAAGAACUAAGAAGAUUUCUUGGAAAUUAAUCGGUAUCUUGAUUUUAGUAGGAGCUACAGCCACUUUCAAGUAUUUUGAUUUCAACCCAUUGGAUAUUCUAUUCUCCAUUUUACGCUAUGCUUUUUAAAUAUAUUCCAUAAACAUAAACUUAAAUAAAAUUAUCUGGACAUUGUUAUAAAUAAGGUUUUAUUUAUGCUUUCUAAAGGGAUGUGUUUGCAAGAAAUGUUUACCAUAAAAAUUGGUUGAAAUUUGUUUCGCUUUAUAUUUGUACGGUAAUACUUAGUGUCAAAUAUUACAGUAUUGAUGUGAUAAGACGCACAUUUUUAUGGGGUCAGCUUUAAGUUCCACUUCAUGUCUUCUGAAAGUAACUUACAUUUAAUCUAAUAUUAGCGUGCUGAUUUACCCGUCGUGUAAGGAGGGGAAAGAUAUAGCGGUGCGCAACAAAACGCUU